Messenger RNA from Angiostrongylus costaricensis, 357 nucleotides. Lineage: Eukaryota; Metazoa; Nematoda; Chromadorea; Rhabditida; Metastrongylidae. The record is from the annotation of a GenBank genome assembly.
AUGGCAACUGGGAAUCAAAUCCAGGAGCUUCAAGGGACCUUAACGCCAAUCGUGAAAACACCACUUUCGGACAUACUUUUUUCGUUUUCAGGUCGGAUUUGUGGUUUCUUCGAAGCGCAAUUUUUUCGUUGCAUGGAGGCGUAUGGCGCAAAACUCGGACGUCUGUAUUGUGAUCUGGAGCAUCGGGACUUGAAAGAGUGUGUAACGAACGACAAGAAGAUAAAGCGUGCUGCUGCUAUUGAAGCAGAACGCAAAAGGCUCUAUCGCGAGGGAAAACUUGAAAAGCCUUUUCUAGAGGACCAUCCGUUGCCAGGACAACACAGACCAGAUCAUUUUGAAUGGAAUAGGAUCUUGUAA